AUGAGGCGUGCACUCCCCCUCAGUUUUUCAGGCUUCUUUUUAGACAAAUGUGACUCCAUACGCCAACGUUCCUCAGGGGAAAUUUUCAUCGGGGGACUUAUGACGAUCAUAGGUCGAGCCGUCGGCCUAGACUUCCCGGAUCCUGAGUACAUACCUGUCGACACCCCACUGAACUUCCUGCUAGAUUGUGACACUCUCAUCCGGAUGGAGAUGUUGCUCGAUCGGGGAACCCGCACAUACAGUUGGUUAGACUCUGACAAAGCACCGGUUUACAUCCUGCCAAGUUGGAUCGGUUCUUCAUUCGAUACAGGCAACCCCGACACUUGGCUUCCUCCAGAUCAGUUGACCCAAGCAGGUGUAUUUCCAGAAUUCGGUGAUGAUGAGGGUGACGAUGCAGAGCAACUAGAGGAAGAAGAUGACGAAGAGAACGACGAGAUGCCCGAAGCUGAGGACCAUUUUGACCAGCCCUCGAUGCAGCAGCUGAUGUUUCCGCAUGAUCAAUUCCAGGCCCCUCCGCACCAUUUUGACCAGCCGCAUCAGCAGGAGGGACACGAACAAGUCAAAGCUUCAUUUGUAAAAGUGAAAACAAACUCGAAGAAUAUCAAUCAUUGGCUCGAAGGAAAAGGAAAGCCUUAUCAAUCAGGAAAGUUUUCACAAAAGGAAAUCAGGUAUCCUUACGAAAGCUACUUGAACGAGUCAUCAACAGGGAGUUCUUCAUUAAUGGAAUCGAAUCCCUCUGUUUGA
Messenger RNA from Lactuca saligna, 744 nucleotides. Lineage: Eukaryota; Viridiplantae; Streptophyta; Magnoliopsida; Asterales; Asteraceae. The record is from the annotation of a GenBank genome assembly.